GGUUCAUUCUUAGGGACAGUCUCUCUUUCCAUCUACCCCUUCAGGACAGGAAGAGAGGUUCUAGAACUUCUCUGUUGCUAGCACCCAGGGUUGAAGAAUGGCAGGAGGGUUCCUGGAGGGCCCACAUGCCUGGCUCCUCCUCACACCUCAUUUCCUGCUUGCAGCCCCAAGCAUCCACAGAGCCUGGGGUGGAGGUAGUUUUGAAGCUUAUCCGGUCCUAGCGAGUAUGGAUCAGCUCCUUUACCUCUACCCCUGGCCUUCUCACAGCAGUGUUCUUUCCUCAGGAGCACGUUCCCAAACUGCAGAUCACCACCCAGGAUAGAGCUGAGGGGCAGGAGACUGGGAUCAGGUUGAGUUCUGCCUCUUACCUCCUGCCUCUCAGUUUUCCCAUCUGUAAAGUGGGGAUACUAAGAAUCCCAAGGCUGGACAGUCCACAGUGAGAUGAUAUCUAUGUAAUAACAGAAGAGGAGAAUCGGAAAAGACCAAGCAGGCAUGUGGCCUAGCUUUGCUACACCUGUCAAAUGUGUGGUCUAAUGCAGUACUCUGCCCUUCUCAUGGGGGCCUGAGUGUUAGAAGUAAUUGGAGAUCAUGUCCCAGGCAUGCAGUAUGCGCGUGACGCUGAGCUUCCUCCUUCUCCCCUCAUCUGGUAUUCCCCUGCUUCUCUAACAUCCAGGCUUUGGUUUAGGGAUGCUGCAAUCCUACAUCUGCUAGGAAGCCUGCCCAAAUUGUUUCAGCUACAUAUAUCCUGCUUUCCCACCUGCCCUUCCUUCGUUACUUCCCACAAACAAAACCAAACCCCCUAUCCAUCCAUAUUUCUUCCCAGAACAUAUUUGAUGCAUCAUAGAGAUUUGGCUCUACACUGUUCUGCUAUGGGUACUGAUUAUACCCUUCUGCAUCUGUGAGUCUGUCCUCAACUGUGAGAACUGUGACUUUGUCAAGAACAGUGGCCCUGUUGAUGAUGCCAGCUUCCUGAACAGCUCAUGUUCAGGAAGACAGGUGCUCUCUUGAGUCAUGGCUUCUUCAAAGCUCCGAGAACCUGCGGAUGAGGUUUUUGACCUGGACUUGGCUGUGCCAGAGACCGUCAGACUGGACAGCAGUUUACACAAGGCCCGAGCCCAACUACUGGCCAAGGGCCGGAGACACAGGCCCUCCCGCUCGAGGCUUCGGGACAGUGCCAGCUCUGCAGAGGAUGGUGAAGGCUCCGAUGGGCCCGGAGGCAAGGUGACCGAUGGCUGCGGGAGCCCCCUGCACCGGCUGCGCUCGCCUCUGCACUCGGGCCCGGGGUCCCCAGCCGGGAGCUCCUUCUGCCUGGAGCCCCCGGGGUUGCGGCGCAGCCUGGACGAGGACGAGCCGCCGCCCUCGCCUCUCGCACGCUACCGGCCCCUGCACAACGCCGCCUCGCACGAGGGCCUGGCCGCCGCCUCCUGCUCGCCGCCGCGCUCCGCGCCCUCGUCCGACAGCUCGCCCAGCUUCGUGCGCCGCCAUCCCCGCGCCGAGCCGCACAGCGAAGAUGACAGCCGAGAUGCCAGCCCACCUGAGCCCGCCAGCCCUACCAUUGGCCUGGAUAAGAAGACUCGCCGAAAGUUCCUGGACCUGGGGGUCACCUUACGCCGAGCAUCCACUAGCAAGAGCCGGAAGGAGAAGGGCAGCAACCGCCUGUCCAUGGGCAGCAGGGAGUCAGUGGAGGGGUCCGGCAGGUCAGGGGGCUCCCCGUUCCUGCCCUUUUCCUGGUUCACAGACAGUGGCAAGGGCUCGGCGUGUUCUGGCAGCAACACCUCCCCGGCCUGCUCCCCUAAACACGAGCGCUUCAGCCCUAAGAAGUCAGCUUCUCAGGAAUCCACUCUGAGUGAUGACUCCACACCCCCCAGCAGCAGCCCCAAGAUUCCAAGUGGUCCCCGGCAGGCAGCCAAGUGUUCCUACCCCUACCACACACUGUCCCAGUCUUCGGAUGAGUUUCUGGAUGAACCUCUCCCCACCAUCUACCACUGGACCAGUCAGCAGGUGGGCCAGUGGCUGCACAGCCUCAACCUGGAGCAGUAUGCCGCCGAGUUUGCUGCAAGGCAGGUGGAUGGGCCGCAGCUACUGCAGCUGGAUGGAAGCAAACUGAAGAGCCUGGGGCUCAGCAACUCACAUGACCGGGCGCUAGUGAAGCGGAAGCUGAAGGAGCUGGCAGCGGCCGCGGAGAAGGAGCGCAAGGCCCGGGAGAAGGCUGCACGGCAGCGUGAGAAGCUCCGGCGCAGGGAGCAGGCGGCCAAGAGGAGCUAGGGAGACGGGCGGGCAGGCACUGGCAGCUGGCACCCGGGCCAGUGGGGCCUGGGCACCAGGCUUGGGCUGGCCUGGCCCCAUGCUCUCAGGAGGAACAGCCCUCUCACCCUGUCUUCUGUCUGGACCGAUUCCUCAGAAAGGGAGACCCCAGGGGGAGGACCCAGUAAUAAAUCCCAUUUCAAGGACUCGUCUGGCACAGAGUUCCUGGGGGAAGUGGCAGAUUAUGGGCAGAGAAGCCAGGGCUGAAGCAAGUCUGGGAGCCCAGAAGUGCCUGAGUCAUUCUGACCCUCUGCCCUCAGGCCAUGGUGGUCCUGGGACCAGCAGUGAAUUAGGAGGCCUGCUUACCUUCCAGAAGCCCUGGGCUCAGAGAGGUGGGCUGGGCACCUACCUCUGCAGGAGCAGGUAGAUAAAGCAGUUCCUUUCCAGCUCUCCCAGGUGACUGUGUGUCAGGAGAGCUCUGCUCUGCUCCGCAGGGAGGCUGGUGGCCCUGCAGCAAGCUGCAUGCAAGGUAGGCUCCCAGUCCUGCGCUCCUCAACAGGAGAGCGGAGAAAGCAGCGUGAUUAUCCCACAUCAUCUUCGCAAGGACUUCAGGAGAAAGAAGGGAGGAGGCAAAGCUCCUCCUUUUCCCUGUCCCUGUGCUGUGGGUCUCGGUGGUGGCGAGAUAACGCCCUUACAGGUCUGCCCCUCCUGAGGCCCGUUCAAAGCCUGGUCUUCGACCCCCUCUCCUCUGCUCCCUCAGAGGCCACCUGGGCCCUCCCUGAGGACACAGCAAACUUGGGAGCUGGUGGCCACAGAAGACACCCCCCACCAGUGCCUAGAUGGUCCUGAACUGGUGAAUCCUCAUCCCAGCCAAGCAGAGAGGCAAAAUCCGGGAGGUCCCCCGGAAGCUGCUAAAUUGGAAAGGUUCAUCAGUCAUCCCCCAUCUGCCCGGGUCCCUAGCGAGGCCUCAGUGGGUUCCAGAACUGGCAGAUGGCGCGGGUUCCGGUUCCUGGGCCACGUGUAGGGGUGGGGCCAGCUCCCUGGGUGGGGGUGGAGUCUACCCCAGCAGCCCAGAGCAAGCCAUCUGCCCUUGUAGGGAGGGAGCGUGCAGGUAUGGUGCUGGCCAGCGGCUAGCCCAGCUUCUGGGGCACUGGCCGGAGUGAACAAUGAGGCCAGGGGCCUCUGAUUAGAGACCUCCCUCCACCUCCUCCCAUCCGCCUGGAGCGGCCGGACAGGACCCGAUGCAUGCCUACUCCCCUUGUUCCAGCCCAAGCGCUGUGGCCUGAGGGCUACCUCUAUUUCUGGGUCUCAGUCCUUUCCUCCUCUCUGCUAUCUGUGCCGGGAGAGGGGCUUCAGAGAGGGGACUGAGAUAUGGGGGCAUCAGUACCAUCUGGGCCCAGAGGAGGGGCCAGUGGGGCAGGUGAAAAGUUCCCAGGUCCUUGAAGCCAUCAGGAGUUAUCUGGGUGCCCACCUGCAUGUGAAGGGGGAGGCAGUACUCCGUUUAUUUCAAUAAACACUUAUGAUGUGCCAGUGACCUUUCUGUCUGCCCCAGCUGGGGGCUGGGCUGGGCCCCAAACGUGGGAGGCCACAGUUCUGUCCCUGGGUGCUGCACUGUCAAGUGCUCUGAAUGGACAGCUGUGGCCGCUGUU
This is a messenger RNA of Kogia breviceps (pygmy sperm whale), 3893 nucleotides long. It is a transcript of the gene SAMD14, whose product is annotated as sterile alpha motif domain containing 14. The record is from RefSeq and is a predicted model, not a curated record. Gene Ontology annotation, cellular component: dendrite; cytoplasm; postsynaptic density. Gene Ontology annotation, molecular function: actin filament binding. NCBI's taxonomy places the organism in Eukaryota, Metazoa, Chordata, Mammalia, Artiodactyla, Physeteridae. Gene Ontology annotation, biological process: neuron projection development; actin filament organization; calcium-mediated signaling.